Silurus meridionalis is the source of this 3825-nucleotide messenger RNA. RefSeq names its product G protein-coupled receptor 151 (gene gpr151). Gene Ontology annotation, molecular function: G protein-coupled receptor activity. Bases 1561 to 2994 code for a protein of 477 amino acids. NCBI's taxonomy places the organism in Eukaryota, Metazoa, Chordata, Actinopteri, Siluriformes, Siluridae. The transcript has a single exon. Gene Ontology annotation, cellular component: membrane. The record is from RefSeq and is a predicted model, not a curated record. Gene Ontology annotation, biological process: G protein-coupled receptor signaling pathway.
GCGUACAAAAGAAAUGAAAAUUUUGUGCAUUUUCAAUCACUGUAAUCCAAAGUUUAUAUUAAGAAAUCCUGAAACUGUGCACCAUCAUACAAUCAUGACAAUCUUGUUUGAAAACAAUGACAAAGGGACUUUUCCCUCUGCUGGAAAUUAUAUGUUUAUUGAACAAAUACUUACUUUUGAGAAAAUGCACUUACUGGUUUGCAAAUAUGAUUUGAGAAAUGCUCCAAAGCAACUGAGGAAAAACUGUAACAGGAUUAAAAGAAUUCCCCACAACUUUACACUGUCCACCAGCCUGGACUGUUGAUAUAAGGCAGGUCAGGUCCAUGGAUCCAUGCUAUUGGUGUUAAGUUCUGACUCUACUGUCUGUGUGCCUCAGAUAGUAUUUAACUGUUCAGGAUUGAUAAAUCUGCAGCUAGUUUAAUGCUCUUGGCUGCCAGAAAUGGAAUCCAACACAGUCUUCUGUUGCUGUCACUCAUCUGCCUCAAAGUUGUGCCAUUCUGCCAUGCUUUCUUGCUCACCACAGCUGCACAGAGUGAUUAUAUCAAAUACUAAUGAGCUAAAUUUCUCUAUGCUUGUUUCUGUUUGGCCAAUGUCUGUUGAGCUCUAAAACAUCUGCUCAAUAGAUGUUGUUCUUUAUCGCAUCAUACUGAGUAAACACUAGAGACGGUUAAUAAAUCGACUCAAUACAUCAGGCAACACUACAGAAAAUACUCAGAAUACUCUAAAUCCAAACCAUGCCAUAAAAACCAAACACAGCAAAACACUGCAACUGUUUACGCCUUUAAUUUGUCACGGCACCUACAUUUAUUAUUUAAGAGAAUCAGUAUGCAUUCCGCUUAUUAUCCUCAGCAGGACACCUCAACUUUAUAUCACUAUCUUACAUGUCAGCAAACCUCAAACUCUGCCCACGUUUUGCACAUCUUUAAAUAAAACAAGCAAAUUAAAACCAUGACUUCAAACCAAGAAUGAAAUAAAUACACGUAAAUAUAUAUUUUGCUCACAAUUAUGAUAUAGGCUUCUUCACUAUGCCUAAAUGAAUGCAUGAAAACACAGCAACUAGAUAAACUUGAUUGGAUUGUAAUGAAUGCUUUAUUUAUGAAUGAAAUGUUCUCUAAUAGUGUUUUUACAGGUGUUUGUAAGUGGUAUAAAUGCACUGAAUAAAUCAAUGAAACAAAAAUAAAACUGAAAACAAUAUUGGAUUUAAUAUUUUGGAUAUUUUCCCAUCUCUUCCUUUAUUUCCUUUUAUACAUUAUACAUCUUUCAUUUUCCUAUAAACUUCUUAUCCAUAUUUUAUUAGUAUGCAAACUCCUUAAUACUCCAGUCUAAGCUCUAAUGAGUCUGAUAAAAGGGAACAUAAAUGGAGACGGUUUAUUCUUACAAAUAAUUAGAAAGAAAAUACAUAUUUUCCCAAAACCCUUUUCCCAAAAAGGUUUUUAAUAUUUUAUAUAUAUUCAGAUUUUCAGUCGAUGCAGAAGCUCGUUAGCUGAAAUCACUCUAAUUGGACUCGAGAGGACGCGGCGCUCCAUCGCAAAUGAAUGCAGGCAGUCAGCUGAGGGGGGCAUGAGGGGGCAUGGGGGCACCUGUCAGUCACAGCGCGCCUUUAUAACGGCGCACAGCCCGCACCCUCCGCGAAUAAAAACCCGUGUGUCCGAGGAAGUACAAGCCACGCGUGAUAGAAACUUAUUCACAGACGACUUUUUUCCUCCUGCGGAAAUGGAUAAAGUGCAGGAAGGGAACUCCAGCGCGCCAAACGCCACCUUAAACAGACGCUCUCCAUUUCUGGAGAAAGGCGCAUACCAGCACCUGCAGCAGGGCGACCUGAAGGUGUUGGUGCCGGUAGGGCUUGGGGUCAUCUCUGUGCUGGGCUUCAUUGCGAACGCCACCGCGGUGGGAGUGCUGGUGGGCAACGCGCGCAAAAGCAAGCUCUCCCUGAUUAACGCGCUCAUUCUCAACCUCCUGAUGGCUGACUUUCUGCUGCUGGCUUUCGCGGUCCCGUUCAAAGCCACGGCGUUCUCUCACGAAGACUGGACUCUGGGCUUAGUGGUGUGCAAAACGUGCGACUGGUUCGUGCAUUCCUGUAUGGCAGCGAAGAGCAUCACGGUGGCCAUCAUGGCGAAGGCUUGCUAUAGGUACGUGAGCAAUCCGACCAAGCAAGUCACAAUCCGCUUCAAGACCAUCGUGGUGGUGCUGCUCUUCACCUGGCUUGUCUCGUGCGUCCUCCCGCUGCCCCACUUUCUCUUCACGUCGCUGCAGGAGGAAGACGAGGGAGUGCUGUGCGUGUUGGAGGUGCCACUGGAAGCGCGCGAGUUCAUGUCCUUUUACGUGAAGGCGUACCCUCUGGUGGCGUUUUGCGCGCCGCUGAGCUUCGCGCUGCUGUACUUCUGGCGUGCGUACGGCCGAUGCCAACGCCGCUGCAGCAAAACACAGAACCUCCGCGCACAGAUCCGCUCCCGCAAGCUCACCCUGAUGCUGUUCGGCUUGACCGUGGCUAUGGCGAGCAUGUGGCUGCCGCACUGGGUGGCCUGGGUGUGGAUGAGGCACGCAGCGGAAAGUGACGGCCCCGUGCCCCCCGUGCUCUUCGCCGUGGCCGCGCAGAUCGUCAUGUUCGCCAUCUCGCUUGCCAACCCGCUUAUAGUGCUUGCCCUGUCCGAGGAGUUCCGCGAGGGCUACAAGGGCCUGUGGAGGCGCCUCACCCUGCGCAAACACGCUCCUAAGCAGCAACCCAAACCCGGGCCGCACGCGCCCACUGCACCCAGGUCACCCACCCCGCGACCCGAGGCUUCCGCCCACUUUCCCUCAAGAAACAUCGAGGAGUCUCUAACUGAUAAUCAGCCGCAGCAGCAGAAAGAGGAAAGUCCCGAAAACGGCAGUAAAGAUGGCGUGCUGCCACCUGACGUGGAGCAGUUCUGGAACGAGCGUGAGAGUGGCUCCCAAACUCAAGAGCACGACCCCAUACCCUGGGAGCACCAGGACCCCAAAGAGGGCAAGCAGUAGCCUAGGACACUACUUGAGAAGCUACACACACUCAUACACACCCUUCUCAUAUUCACAACAGAAGCUCAACAGCUACAACCAAGUGACCUCACAUGAACUUCAAACCCAGACCGAAACACAGAAUUGGACUUCCAGCACACUACACACGGUCAAGUCAGUAUUUAAUACAGAGCAUUUAUGUCCAUUAAAAAAGAUAAUGGCACCACCAGCAAAAGCUUUUUGUUGAUAUAAGAAUUCCUUUAAUGCUUAAACAAACUUCUCACUAGUGAGACAUGAAGAUCAACCAAAAAAAAAACAUCCUGCCAAGACAUUUCCUGGAAUUUAUUCAUUAAUAUUGCAUUAUUAACUGUGGUAAAAAUAACUUCAGAAUGGUUCGGAUGGUUCGCCGAGUGCUUCUGUAGAGAAAUGUUCCAUGUAUUCUUUUGUGAUCCAGAUGUGCAUACUUUAUGUAGAGAAAGUAUGCUCUACAUUUACAUGCUUCAUGUUUACUUGCUUGGUGUUAAGCUGUAAAUAUUAUUUAUCGAAUGGAAUGUGCGUUUAGCAAACAGUGUGACUGUUUCCACAAAUAGAUCUAUUACUCCUGUAAAAUUUAAAAGGAAACGAUUUGUACUUGUAUUUGCACAAAAAUAAAUGAUGUUCCAGAUAAAUGCUAUCGCAUGGCCUGUAUUUCACAUCAGCAUCCCAUUUUACAUGAAGAAACCUCAUGUAUAAAUUGAAGAAUAUUUUAACAAGAAUAAAGAAAUCAUUGGAAUAUGUAAAAAAAGUAGGUCACCUUUAUUCCAGUCAACUUGUACAGAAACACUGAAGCUACAAAAAGUCAUUUUUUUUUUU